GUGCCGGGAAGAUCUUAUCCAACACGUCCGAGAAAGGAGCCGGGAACGGAUGAGGUAAAACAAGCUGAAUUCCGGCUAGAUUCUUGCGUGGCAGGGAGCGGUUUCGUCAUUCCACGGCGCGCGGCUAUUGUUGGCGUGGAGGCCCCCCUCCCCAGAUUCUUCUGCUCACGCACCCGAAAUCCACACCUCACAAACCACGCAACGGAGGCAACCCACAAAAAACACGCGCAGGAGGAAGCCUCCCCUUGUGCUCGUCCUUAAUCCCACGGAUUCGCCAGGUUAAUCCCACCAAGGCCAAGCUUUGACGCCGAAUCCGUGCUCUGCAGCUUCGAUUGCCCCCGCAGAGCUUCGUCUGUAGCUCCAGUUGAUUAGUGGGUUGCUUGAUUCGGUUCUUGUUUCGGAAACUGCGAGCGCGUCGAAUUGAGGUGCCAAGAUCAGAUUUGUGACGUCUAAUUGGAGUUCUGCCUCGUCGGGGGCAACGGAUUCGGUUGUUUUCUGCUCGGAAUUGCGGAUUGGAGCAGCUUGAUUUGGUGCUUCAGAGGUUACUCAGCUUCUGGUGACCAUGCCCGUGCCGGCGGCAGCCGUGUACACCAGCCUGCCGGGCGCCGUCUACACGCCGCCGGAGCUUGAAGCGAGCUCCUCCGGCUCGGCGCCGUGCUCGACCGCGGCGUCCCCGUCGCAGGCCAGCUCCCACCGCCACGCCGCUAUCUCCGGCGGCCUGUCCUGCCUCUUCUCGUCCCCAUCCGCUGCCCCGCGCGCUACGGUGCACGAGGAGCUCGGCGCACUGUGGCACGACAGAUCCGACGAGCCGACAGUCGCCGGCGGCGGCGGGGGUUACUCCUACCCCCAGUCGUCGUCGCCGUUCAAAUUGCGGGACUACCUCCACCGCAGUCCAGUGUCGCUGUUCCACAGCCCGGCCUCCUCGCCGGCGUCCCGGAGCCCGUCGGUUUCUUGGCUAGCCGGCUGCGAGCGCGAACGGCUCUUCUCCAGCAUCGUGCGCAACGCGCUCGGCUCCUGCAUUGACUACGCGCUAGUCACCAGCCUACCGCUUGGCGUCCCCGCAGCCGCUGGUGUCGACGCUGCUGAGCUGGCCUUUGAGCUCGACGAGAAUCUAUUAGAGGCGGAACCAUCCUGCGAGCCGUACGCUUGUGACCUCCUCGCCGGCGCCCAGGCUCGCCACCACAUCUUCCACGACGAGCUCGUCGUCAAGGCCUUCUUCGAGGCCGGGCGGGCACACCAUGGCCAGAAGCGGGCGAGUGGUGAUCCAUACCUGCAGCAUUGUGUGGAGACUGCGGUGCUUCUGGCCAAGAUCGGCGCAAAUGCAACGGUUGUGUCCGCUGGCCUUUUGCACGACACAAUUGAUGAUUCGUUCAUGGACUAUGAUCAUAUAUUCCGGAUGUUUGGCGCUGGUGUGGCCGAUCUUGUUGAAGGGGUGUCAAAGUUAAGCCAUUUGAGCAAACUUGCUCGGGACAGCAAUACUGCAAGUAGGACUGUUGAAGCAGAUCGCUUGCAUACAAUGUUUCUUGCAAUGGCUGAUGCACGAGCUGUCCUGAUAAAGCUAGCAGAUCGUUUGCACAACAUGGAGACGAUAGAAGCUUUGCCUUUGGUUAAACAGCAAAGGUUUGCUAAAGAGACUAUGGAAAUAUUUGUGCCAUUGGCCAACCGAUUAGGAAUUUCUAGCUGGAAAGACCAGCUGGAAAAUAUUUGCUUCAGACAUUUGAAUCCAGAGGAGCACAAGGAGCUUUCCUCUAAACUUGCAAUGUCUUUUGAUGAAGUACUUCUCACGUCUACUCUAGAUGAACUAGAUAAAAGUCUCAGAGAUGAAGGUAUUUCAUAUCACAAUCUUUCUGGGAGGCACAAGAGUCUGUACAGUAUAUACUUCAAGAUGAUAAAGAAGAACUUAACAAUGGAUGACGUCCAUGACAUCCAUGGUCUGCGGCUUGUGGUUGAGACAGAGCAAGAUUGUUAUCGAGCACUUGACAUUGUCCACAAACUGUGGCCUCGAGUCACUGGAAGAUUUAAGGACUAUAUAUUGCACCCGAAGCUGAAUGGGUAUCGAUCAUUGCACACCAUCAUCAUGUGUGAUGGCAUCCAUCCAUUUGAAGUCCAGAUCCGAACAAAGGAAAUGCAUCUACAGGCAGAGUUUGGGUUUGCUGCACACUGGAGAUACAAAGAACGGGGCUGCAGCCACUCCUUUGUACUCCAAAUGGUGGAAUGGGCAAGGUGGGUGCUCGCAUGGCAAUGCGAGGCAAUGAGCCAAGAGCGGCCCUCGGCUUCAGGCAGCUCUGUUGGCAUUAGGUCAUCAUGUCCCUUUCCCCUGCAUUCAGAUGAUUGCCCCUAUUCUUACAGCCAGCAGUGCAACCAUGAAGGUCCCAUAUUUGUGAUCAUGCUUGAACAUGAUAAGAUGUCUGUCCAAGAGCUGCCGACAAACUCGACUGUAGUUGAUCUAAUGGAGCGAGUCGGGGCCAAUAGUCCGAGAUGGAGCCCUUACAGCUUCCCGUUGAAAGAGGAGCUGCGACCAAGGGUUAACCACAAGCCAAUAAGUGAUCCGAACCAGAAGCUCUGCAUGGGCGACGUGGUGGAGCUGAUGCCUGCGCUCCCACACAAGUCGCUAACUGAGUACCGGGAGGAGAUCCAGCGCAUGUACGAGCGGGGUGGGUUCGCCCUCGCCACCACCCCAAGAAGCUGGCAUCGCCAUGGCACAUGUUAACCUGUUGUUGUACAAUACCCUGUAAAUAUGAACUAAUUCUUGCAGCAGAGAGCCCUGUUAUAAUAUAUGGGCUUAGCUUGUUAUAUUUGUAUAAUUUCAAAUAAAUUUUAAAGAUCCAACUAUGUGAGGCAGGUGUGUAUUCUUUA
Phragmites australis (common reed) is the source of this 2856-nucleotide messenger RNA. RefSeq names its product probable GTP diphosphokinase RSH2, chloroplastic. Gene Ontology annotation, cellular component: chloroplast. Gene Ontology annotation, biological process: guanosine tetraphosphate metabolic process. Lineage: Eukaryota; Viridiplantae; Streptophyta; Magnoliopsida; Poales; Poaceae. The coding region runs from base 563 to 2710 and encodes 715 amino acids. The record is from RefSeq and is a predicted model, not a curated record. The transcript is spliced from 6 exons.